Molecule: messenger RNA, 1539 nt
Organism: Elephantulus edwardii (Cape elephant shrew)
Lineage: Eukaryota; Metazoa; Chordata; Mammalia; Macroscelidea; Macroscelididae
Gene: ALDH1A3
Product: aldehyde dehydrogenase 1 family, member A3
Exons: 13
Coding region: 1-1539 (512 amino acids)
Biological process (GO): aldehyde metabolic process
Molecular function (GO): aldehyde dehydrogenase (NAD+) activity
Source: RefSeq, a predicted model, not a curated record
AUGGCCACCACCAACGGGGCGGUGGAGAACGGGCAGCCCGAUCCCAGACCGCCGGCCCUGCCGCGCCCCAUCCGCAACUUGGAGGUCAAGUUCACCCAGAUAUUUAUCAACAAUGAAUGGCAUGAAUCCAAGAGUGGAAAAAAGUUUCCUACAUAUAAUCCUUCAACUCUAGAGAAAAUAUGUGAGGUUGAAGAAGGAGAUAAGCCUGACGUGGACAAAGCAGUGGAGGCUGCUCAGGCUGCCUUCCAGCGAGGCUCACCCUGGCGCAGGCUCGACGCCCUGAAACGAGGCCAGCUACUGCACCAGCUGGCAGACCUUGUGGAGAGGGACCGCACGAUUCUGGCGACCCUAGAGACAAUGGACACUGGGAAGCCAUUCCUUCAUGCCUUUUUUAUUGACCUGGAGGGCUGCAUUAAAACCCUGCGAUAUUUUGCAGGGUGGGCAGACAAAAUUCAAGGCAGAACCAUCCCCACAGAUGACAAUGUUGUAUGCUUCACCAGACACGAGCCCAUCGGUGUGUGUGGGGCCAUCACUCCUUGGAACUUCCCACUGCUGAUGCUGGUUUGGAAGCUGGCACCUGCUCUGUGCUGCGGGAACACUGUGGUCCUGAAGCCUGCGGAGCAGACCCCCCUCACUGCGCUUUAUCUCGGCUCUCUGAUCCAAGAGGUUGGCUUCCCUCCAGGUGUGGUGAACAUUGUGACAGGAUUUGGGCCCACAGUAGGAGCUGCCAUUUCUUCUCACCCUCAGAUUGACAAGAUCGCCUUCACUGGCUCUACAGAGGUUGGAAAACUAGUCAAAGAGGCUGCCUCUCGGAAUAAUCUGAAGAGGGUGACGCUGGAGCUUGGGGGCAAGAACCCAUGCAUUGUGUGCGCAGAUGCUGACUUGGACCUGGCCGUGGAGUGCGCCCACCAGGGCGUCUUCUUUAACCAGGGCCAGUGCUGCACUGCAGCCUCCAGGGUCUUCGUGGAGGAGCAGAUUUACAGCGAGUUUGUUCGACGAAGCGUGGAGUAUGCCAAGAAGCGGCCAGUGGGCGACCCCUUUGAUGCCAGCACCGAGCAUGGACCUCAGAUUGAUCAAAAGCAGUUUAAUAAAAUUCUCGAACUGAUUGAGAGUGGAAAGAAGGAGGGUGCCAAGCUGGAGUGUGGGGGCUCAGCCGUCGAGGACAGGGGGCUCUUCAUCAAGCCCACUGUUUUCUCAGAAGUGACCGACAACAUGCGGAUUGCCAAGGAAGAGAUUUUUGGACCAGUCCAGCCCAUACUGAAAUUCAAAAACAUUGAAGAAGUGAUAAAAAGAGCAAAUAGCACUGAAUACGGACUUACAGCAGCUGUGUUCACCAAGAAUCUUGAUAAGGCAUUGAAGCUGGCAUCGGCAUUGGAAUCUGGAACGGUCUGGAUCAACUGCUACAAUGCCAUCUAUGCACAGGCUCCCUUUGGUGGCUUUAAAAUGUCGGGGAAUGGCAGAGAACUAGGUGAAUAUGCCCUGAGUGAAUAUACAGAAGUGAAAACAGUCACAAUCAAACUCGACAACAAGAACCACUGA